Messenger RNA from Stegostoma tigrinum, 3145 nucleotides. It is a transcript of the gene slc11a2, whose product is annotated as solute carrier family 11 member 2. The record is from RefSeq and is a predicted model, not a curated record. The transcript is spliced from 18 exons. The coding region runs from base 278 to 1951 and encodes 557 amino acids. NCBI's taxonomy places the organism in Eukaryota, Metazoa, Chordata, Chondrichthyes, Orectolobiformes, Stegostomatidae. Gene Ontology annotation, cellular component: plasma membrane. Gene Ontology annotation, biological process: metal ion transport. Gene Ontology annotation, molecular function: manganese ion transmembrane transporter activity; cadmium ion transmembrane transporter activity; iron ion transmembrane transporter activity.
GAGGAAGCGGGGGUGGGCCCAGAUCUCGGUGGCGGUACUCGCUUGGAGUAAAGUUGGAGACGAUCGAGGAAGGCGGCGUGGCUGUGCCUCGUCGAGUUGACCAGACGUGGACUUUGCGUAGUAGUGCAGAAACAAAUUGACGUGGAAGCUACCAUUUCUUCAGGGGAGUGGAUGUGUAAGGGACCCCAAGGUUUUGUCCUUUGAUGACCGUCAUCAACACAGAAGUGGGAACGUGGCUUCAGCAGAGGACUCGGAGUGGGGGCUGGUUCCUAUCAACAUGGCUCCUGACCAGGAAAAGAAAGAGUUGACGGAGCCGCAGCUAGAAUCUGGUGCUUCGAACAUUCAUUUGAGGUACAGCACUAUUACUCCACCAGCAUCUCCUGCUCCAACUGAGGAGAGCUCUCAAACCUAUCUAGAUGAGAAGAUCCCAAUCCCAGACGAUAGCUCGACUCGAUUUAGCUUUCGGAAGCUCUGGGCCUUCACUGGACCUGGCUUUCUGAUGAGUAUUGCGUAUCUGGAUCCAGGAAACAUUGAAUCUGACCUUCAGUCUGGGGCUGUGGCAGGAUUUAAGCUGCUUUGGAUCCUGCUGACAGCUACCAUUAUAGGGCUGCUGCUGCAGCGACUGGCUGCACGUUUAGGUGUGGUAACUGGCAUGCAUCUUGCUGAGGUCUGCCACAGGCAGUAUCCUAAGUUCCCUCGAAUUGUUUUGUGGUUGAUGGUGGAGCUGGCAAUCAUUGGCUCGGACAUGCAGGAAGUGAUUGGAUCAGCCAUAGCUAUUAACCUGCUGACUGUUGGAAGGAUUCCCCUGUGGGGCGGAGUAUUAAUAACUAUUGUAGACACGUUUGUGUUCCUGUUUUUGGACAAGUAUGGUUUGCGAAAACUGGAAGCUUUCUUUGGCUUCCUCAUUACAGUUAUGGCAGUUACGUUUGGAUAUGAGUAUGUGACUGUGCAGCCAGACCAGGGACAACUGCUGAAGGGCAUGUUUGUUCCCUUCUGCGCAGGCUGUGGAACCCGUCAGUUGGAGCAAGCAGUUGGCAUUGUUGGAGCUGUAAUUAUGCCCCACAACAUCUACCUACAUUCUGCUUUGGUCAAGUCCAGGGAAGUAAACCGAGCCAAUAAGAAUGAAGUGAAGGAGGCAAAUCGUUACUUUUUUAUUGAAGCCUGCAUGGCUCUGUUUGUUUCAUUCCUCAUCAACGUCUUUGUGGUCUCUGUGUUUGCGCAGGCGUUUUAUGAAAAGACGAAUGCACAAGUGCACAAUGAUUGUUUCAACCAGAGUGGUCCAUAUUCCAAUCUCUUUCCUCUGAACAAUCAGACUUUCGACGUUAAUAUCUACAAAGGGGGCGUUGUGUUGGGCUGUUACUUUGGUGCUGCUGCUCUCUACAUCUGGGCCAUUGGCAUCCUGGCUGCAGGUCAGAGUUCGACCAUGACUGGAACAUACUCUGGACAGUUUGUCAUGGAGGGCUUCCUGAACUUGAAGUGGUCCCGCUUUGCUCGUGUUCUCUUCACUCGAUCCAUUGCUAUCACACCAACUCUGCUGGUGGCAUUGUUUCAAGAUGUGGAACAUCUGACAGGAAUGAAUGACUUUCUGAAUGUUCUUCAAAGCAUGCAGUUGCCAUUUGCAUUGAUCCCAAUAUUGACGUUUACAAGUAUGGGCUCAGUCAUGCAUGACUUCGCCAAUGGUCUGGCAUGGAAGAUUGCUGGUGGAAUCGUUGUUUUUAUCAUCUGUACCAUUAAUAUGUAUUUUGUGAUUGUUUAUGUUUCGAGUUUGGGGCAUGUGGCACUUUACCUGAUUGCAGCCCUCAUUUCAGUUGCAUACUUGAGUUUUGUUGCUUACCUGGCCUGGUACUGCGCAGUCUCACUGGGGGUCUCCUUUCUGAACUGCGGACGCACGACUGGUUUCAGAACACCUAUGGAACUCUCUCUGCUGAGUGAUAUGGACAACCACACGUAAAUCCCACGGUGAUCUCAAGCUGACAGUGUCAGGAGGUUAAGAUGAAUCCCAUUCUCUGCUGCAGUCAUUAUGAUGAACAUCCCAAGACUAUAUUCACUGUUCAAGUGCAGGGGAACACCAAGGCAGAGAAUCUGUUUUUAAAUACCAGGAACAAUCAACAUUUCUUGUCAACAGUUUUAUUGCUGACAGAGAAUCCGGGUGGCACUUGUAUCAGAACUGCCCUUAGGCAAUCAUGUAACACAUUGAUUCGCAAGAUCAUGACCUGUGCAGAAUAGGAAAUAGUGCAGCAUUUUCUGGAGGUCCGGGGAAAGAUGCUUCCAGUUUUUCAGUUCCAAGGUGCAAAUCUCCACAAGGAUUGACUGGAGUUUCCUGGAUUGACUUGGAACCAUCAAGGCUGCUCAUGUACUGUGAAAUGUACACAAUGCCAUUCUGAAGCCUUAUAAAUAUAUUUGGACAGUAUUUGAAUCUGUAUUUGGACAGUAGAACAUAGAUGGAUUCCUAACGUUUAUGCAGUGUUGCAUUUGUUUUUGUCUGUGGAUAAAUGGGAAUUUGUAUAGACCUUUGGGUUGUAUCAUUGAAGCAAAUGGCAAGACAAACAUAUUCACAGACUUUCUAAGGGUAUCUGAAAAUGUACAGGGCGGGGCAUUGUGGGUUGGGAUGCAGGUUGAGCAUAUGGGAGAAAUUAUAUUUCGUGUCUCACAAAUCAUUUCCCCCAUGGUGACAUCUAACUGCACAGUGCAAUCUAACUGUCAUUGGUAGAUUGCCAGUGACACAUUGGACAAAGUCAGCAUUGUUCACAUAGAGUGAGAACUCUCCUGUAGCCAGUUGGCAGACUCACUGUUCCCAAUCUGUCUAUGGUUUCUUGCCUGCCCAGGCUAAGCUUUGUUUUUCUGAAUCUCUCUCUUCUGGGGAAGCAAAAGGGGAGGGAAUGAAGUCCAGAGGCAGGCUAUCCUACCAUCUGAGUUGCCUGCAUGUCUAAAAAAAAAAAUCCAUGAAAUCUAGAAGAUGAAUAGCUUCAAAACACUGGGGUUAAAUUAAGGAAGUUAUUGAGCCCAUCAUCCCAGAAACAGUAUCUCUUCUCACAAAAUCCAAUGUACCCCUUGGUUAGGUGCAUCCUUACCAUGAAGUACACAUGGCCUUCCUACUUGUACUUGCAAUAUGUAAGAUUCUGCACUUUUCAGAAUAAAGAUAAUU